AUGUCCACCGUCUCUUCGUCCUCUCGGGUCUCUACUGCAUCAGCAGCAAGCUCGCUCGGAUGGCGCGCUCAUGAAGGCCCUUCAUGCACUGCCUUCCACGACUCGGACGAGGACAACACCGCGCACUCGCAGUCACUAACCACCAGUCCCCAGACGUUGCAUGGACUAAUUGGGGCCGCCUCUGACUCCUCGCACGGGAGUGUCCCUUCGUUCAGCGCCCUUACGGACUACUCACCAGUGUCGUCCACAAUGGCAGAGCAGCACCAAGCGCUCCGUGCCAUCGCAGACAUCACAGCCUCGCCCGAGUUCCAGAGCGUCUGCGACAAUUUCGCCGCCGACUUCGACGCGUACGCGGACCAGCCGCUGUUUGACGACUACGACUACGAGUACUCCCCUGAGCCAGAGCUCGGGCACGACGUAUACGACUCCCCCAGCCCCCACGACACGCCGUACACGCCGUUCCUGACGACGCCGCGCCUCGCGAUGGAGGCCGACUUCGGCGCCGCCUACACUGUCGAGGAGAAUGAGCUGGCGGGGCAGCUGUCGGCGCUCCCCGACGACUCAGACGCCAGCGAGGCGGGGCCCGUCAACGAAAAGCUGUCGGCGCCUCCCAACUUGGACAAGCUCCUCGUUUUCAGCCCCAGCUCGCCGAUGCUGCACUCGUUCAACACGGCACCCAUCAUGCCCCCACCCCCUCAGGCUGCUUACACCGUUGAGGAGAACGAGCUGGCAGGGCAGCUGUUGGCGCUUCCCGAUGACUACAGCCGAGGCGGGUCCCAACAACGAAAAGCUGUCCGCGCCUCCUAA
Molecule: messenger RNA, 807 nt
Organism: Mycena indigotica
Lineage: Eukaryota; Fungi; Basidiomycota; Agaricomycetes; Agaricales; Mycenaceae
Product: BZIP domain-containing protein
Exons: 2
Coding region: 1-807 (268 amino acids)
Source: RefSeq, a predicted model, not a curated record